This is a messenger RNA of Fomitiporia mediterranea MF3/22, 3303 nucleotides long. RefSeq lists its product as uncharacterized. Gene Ontology annotation, cellular component: delta DNA polymerase complex. The record is from RefSeq and is a predicted model, not a curated record. NCBI's taxonomy places the organism in Eukaryota, Fungi, Basidiomycota, Agaricomycetes, Hymenochaetales, Hymenochaetaceae. Gene Ontology annotation, molecular function: DNA binding; DNA-directed DNA polymerase activity; nucleotide binding. The transcript has 20 exons. Gene Ontology annotation, biological process: nucleotide-excision repair, DNA gap filling; DNA-templated DNA replication; base-excision repair, gap-filling. The coding region runs from base 17 to 3205 and encodes 1062 amino acids.
CCGACCUGCGAUUGGCAUGCCAGUCCAGACUUUCUCCGAACCCGUAUCGAAGAAACGCAAGCUGGGCCUGUCAGCACCAUCUGCCUCCCAAGAGUCAAAGAAUGGAUCUUUCACGGAGGUGCUUGAGAAGUUAAAGGAAGAAGCUGAUGAGAAUGGUGCUGCAGAAGGUGGCUCGGAUAGCUGGUCGCGCCCUCCACUUCGCAAUCUGGAUCCUAAAAAGGACUCAAUUGUCUUCCAGCAGAUUGACAUCAAGCCGUCUCAUGAGUUCAAUGGAACAGGAAUAAAAUUGUUUGGCGUCACCGAGGAUGGACACAGUGUCCUGGCACGCAUUCAUGGCUUCAUGCCCUACUUCUUCGUUCCAGCACCCCGUGGUUUUUCCGAAGAUGAUUUGUCACCCUUCUGCGACUACUUGAAUAAACAAGAUAAUGCGCGAACGGUCGACAAUGUCAAACUCGCGAAGAGAAAGAGUCUUUGGGGCUAUAGAGGCGAUGAUUGGGUUCCUUUCAUACGAAUAACUGCUACUCACCCGGGUUUUGUGCCUCGUAUACGAGGUUUGUUUGACAACGGAGAGUGUUCCUACAAUGGCCUGUUCAACGGUAUAGUCACGACAUAUGAGAGUAAUAUCCCAUACAUAUUGCGUUUCAUGAUUGACACGAAAGUUGUUGGCAUGAACUGGAUCGAGGUCCCGGCGGGAAAAUAUCAGUUACUGUCUGGAGAAAAGAAACACUCCUGCUGUCAACUGGAGUUCACCGUCGCCUGGAAUGACUUCAUUUCCCAUGCUCCGGACGGAGAAUGGUCAAAGAUUGCACCUUUGCGAAUCUUAAGUUUCGACAUUGAAUGUGCUGGUCGGAAGGGUAUCUUUCCCGAAGCUCAAAUUGAUCCAGUUAUUCAAAUAGCGAACAUGGUAACUCGGCAGGGAGAGUCCAAACCUUUUAUACGGAAUGUUUUUACCUUGAACACUUGCUCGCAUAUAGUAGGAUCUCAGGUCCUUUCGUACAAGUCUGAGUUGGAAAUGUUGGAGGCUUGGCGCGACUUCGUAGAACAGGUUGAUCCCGACAUUGUUAUUGGGUACAACAUUGCAAAUUUCGACUUGCCGUAUCUGCUUGAUCGUGCAACUGCCAUCAAAUCGAAGAAGUUCAUGUACCUCGGCCGUAUGAAAGGUGUUAAGACUGUUGUCAAGGACACGCAUUUCUCGUCGAAGGCAUUUGGCCAGCGCGACUCCAAGGAAACUGACAUGGAUGGGCGUUUACAACUUGAUCUACUGCAAUUCAUGCACCGCGAACAUAAGCUCCGCAGCUACACUCUGAACGCCGUUUGUGCCCGGUUUUUGGGAGAGCAGAAAGAGGAUGUCCACCACUCUGUUAUCACGGAGUUACAAAAUGGUACUGCGGAGUCAAGGCGUCGCUUGGCUGUUUACUGUUUAAAAGAUGCCUACCUUCCGCAACGGCUCAUGGAUAAACUCAUGUGUUUCGUCAACUAUAUUGAGAUGGCUCGUGUAACCGGAGUACCUUUCCACUUUUUACUGCAACGUGGACAGUCUAUCAAAGUCCUGUCUCAAUUACUCCGGCGCGCGAAUGAUGAAGGCUAUAUUACCCCUACACUAAAGGGCGGGGGAACGGAUGAGCAGUACGAGGGCGCCACGGUCAUCGAACCGAAGAAAGGCUAUUACGAUGCCCCGAUAGCGACACUUGAUUUCAGUUCUCUGUAUCCCUCCAUUAUGAUGGCACACAAUUUGUGUUACACGACUUUGUUAGACAAGCAUACUAUAGACCGACUCAACCUAGUCAAGGGCGUGGACUACAUCCAAACUCCCAAUAACGAUUUCUUUGUGACAAAGGAAAAGCGAAAGGGACUAUUGCCGAGCGUCCUGGAAGACCUCAUCGCUGCUCGUAAGAGAGCAAAAGCCGACCUUAAGAAAGAGACGGAUCCCUUCCGACGUGCAGUACUUGACGGCCGUCAACUUGCAUUGAAGAUCUCUGCUAAUUCAGUAUACGGUUUUACCGGCGCAACAAUUGGAAAGUUGCCAUGCUUGCCCAUUUCGUCGAGUGUCACAGCAUAUGGUCGGCAGAUGAUCGAGAAGACGAAGCAGGAGGUUGAAGCCGAAUAUUGCAUCGCCAAUGGUAGAGAACACAAUGCGGAAGUGAUCUAUGGUGAUACCGAUUCUGUCAUGGUUAAGUUCGGACCCUCCGACCUUGCAACCGUCAUGCAGAUGGGGAGUGAAGCUGCAGACCUCGUGACGGCCAAAUUCAUCAAACCCAUUAAGCUCGAAUUCGAAAAGGUGUAUUUCCCGUACCUUUUGAUCAACAAGAAGAGAUACGCGGGCCUGUAUUGGACGAAGACGGACAAAUAUGAUAAAAUGGACUCGAAGGGCAUUGAGACAGUCCGUAGAGAUAACUGCCGACUAGUCUCUACCGUCAUCGAGACGUGUCUACACAAAAUGCUUAUUGACCGUGACGUGAAAGGAGCUGAGGAUUACGUAAAGCAAGUUAUUUCUGACCUACUUCAGAACAAAAUCGAUAUGUCGCAACUUGUCAUCACGAAAGCACUGGCAAAAACAGAUUAUACCGCUAAGCAAGCGCACGUUGUACUCGCUGAGCGUAUGAAGGAACGCGACGCGGGUUCGGCGCCAGCUCUGGGUGAUCGAGUAGCGUAUGUCGUCAUCAAAGGGAUGAAAAAUGCUGCUGCAUAUGAAAAAUCGGAGGAUCCUAUCUACGUACUUGAAAACAAUAUACCCAUCGACACAAAAUACUAUCUGGAAAAUCAACUUUCCAAGCCUCUCAUGCGAAUCUUUGAACCGGUCCUAGGUGAAAAGGCUAAUUCACUACUAUCCGGAGACCACACGCGGACAAUUCAAAUCGCAACGCCAACUGUAGGGGGUUUGAUGAAGUACGCAGUGAAGACCAUAACAUGCCUCGGAUGCAAGACGGCUCUGAAUGCGAAGAACAGCUUAAAGAAUGGUGUGGUGUGCAACAAUUGCAGACCGAGACUGGGUGAAUUCUACCAGAAGCAAACGGUGACUACAUCAGCCUUACAGGUGUCGUUUUCGCGACUUUGGACACAGUGCCAGCGAUGUCAGGGCUCGUUGCAUCAGGACGUUCUUUGCACGAGUAAAGACUGCCCGAUUUUCUAUAUGCGCAAGAAGGCACAAAAGGACGUGGAGGACUCUGUUGCUGUAUUGGAAAAAUUCGACAACGAGGUGUGGUAGCACGUACUUGUACUUUUUCGUCUCAGGACUCUAGUGCUUUGACUUCAUUAAUCGUGUCCGUGUUUUGCAACUUGUAUACAGUACUCACACGCAAUAUC